GUUAACGUCCUCGCGGAAGACGACGUUGCUGUGGCUUUGUCAGUGAAAAUAGUUUUGUAGGGUAAAGGAAAGUGAGCAAGCAGUGCGCAUAAGUAGCUAGGAAAGGAAAGUCCGUCGCACCACCGUUCCAUCGAGAGAAUCCCAAACCUCGCUAUGCCCGAUGAGGUGGUGUACCAGGUGUUCAACUAUGUGGAGGACAGCUUCAUCAAUGUCCCCGUCGGUGGUCCGGAGGAUACGUGCGAGCACCUCUGCCGGUGGAUCUGUCAGCGGUUGAAGAUCAAACCGCUGGUCUUCUCGCUCGUCGGCCUGCGGAUCCACGGGGAGAGAUGGUUUCUGGCCGGGUGCACCCGGCCGUCGCCGGAAAAGAAGUACGACUUCCGGGUGCGGUUCAAGGUUCCCGAUCUGUCCACCCUAAAGACGUUAGACCAGGAGUUGUUCAACUACUACUACAACCAGCUACGGUACGAUCUGCUGCACAACCGCAUUCCGGAGAUCGACUAUCAAAAGUACAAGAACAAGAUCCUCGGGUACGUCGUGAACGACAUGUACCGGAAGAUGAUCGAGGAUGAGAAGAUCGGCCUGAAUGAGCUGAAGCGCGACUUCGAGAAGUAUAUUCCGCGCAAGAUCAACAAGCAGCACUCGGUGUGCUUCUUCAAUUUUGCUGAAAAGCGAAUCUUCCAGUCGCUUAGCUCCCUCCAGCAGAAGGACCAUGAUGUCAACUACGUCAAAAACGUUUACAUCAACGACAUCGACAACAUUGCGCCGGGCUACCUGUACGAGGAGUACGCGGCGGAAAUACAGUACCCGCGGGGCGAGUUCAGCUCACGCACCGGCAAGUGUCCGGUGAAGCUACGGUUUCAACCGUACGGCAGCACCGCGGCAUCACGCGACAACACCACCAAGUACGGCUCGACCGGUGGCGGGCUGGAGCGGAUGCUGGAGGCGGAUGAUGCCACGGCCACACCGGGACUGAAGGUGUUCUACUCCUGCAAGUGGCAGCAUGUGACGAACAUCGAUGAAAUACUCACCAUCCUGGUGGAAAAGCUUACGGUCAAGCUUGCGCUGGAAGACCAGACCGACCCGUACUGCAUAGACUUUCGCGAUCAGACUGAAUUGCAUUCUUUUGUAACCUGUUUAGCCGGCUAUUAUCGAUUAAUGUGCAAAUGGACUGUGUAUUUAUGCCAAGGUUAUCUUUCCUCGCCAAUGCUGGACUGGCUGAAAGACCACAAGUGCCAUGGGCCUAUCGGCGGAAAGUAUUCCACCGACAAGAUUCGGCAAAAAAAUAGUAGUUGCGGCGCAUGCAUCAUACGCCAAUGCGAGAAGCACUACGAUACGUACUACGUCGAUAUGCUGGAAGGCGCUGGCCAGAUAAAAACGUACAAGAUGAUCUACUCCGACGAUCAAUGGCACGUGCAGCGCGAGAAGGAGAAAGCCGUGGAGCAUUACAACCAGCUAGCGGAAGCGCUGAAGAGUCUCAAUCCGGAGAUAACGUCUGUCUAUCGAUUGCCACCGUCGGACAACGACAACGCUCCGAACCUGCUGCUCUGCCGCCCCACACAAAAGUCUUCGCCGAAGCGGGUGCUUGGCGGUGGCACCCAAGAGCUAGGUCUAAUGAAACGGGCCGGCAUUAUCAACGCCGCCAAGGAGUUGGUUGUCAAUCGAAAUGCGUCGGAGGAUGAAAGCGAUGGGUUUACGAAGCGUACGCGGGCAGAUUUCCUCCUACCGAAUAACAGCAAGAUGGAGGUAACACUGAAGUUGCUGAAGAACGACCGAGAAGGGGAGUAUUUGAAGGACUUUCUUCAAAUGGCUGGCCAGUGGGCGACAAUUGACUCGAUCGACAUCAUCAAACUGUACGGCAUGACGCUUUGCAAACCCAUCACGAUGGUCCUCGAGUAUCCACGGUUCGGUCGGUUGGAUGAGUUUUUGCGAAUGCGAAGAAAUAUCCCGGCGGUGGCACUGAUCGAAGUUGGCCAUUCGCUCGCCCGUGCCCUCUACUAUUUGCAGAAGCAUGGCAUCAUCCACGGGCACAUUCGCUGCUCGACGAUGCAGGUUAUCAACUACGACGCCAGCGGACACCGGAUAUUGGCGAAACUCGGCGACCCGGGCAUGAAUGGGCAGCGGCGGCUUACGAAGGAGGACCUGCUGUGGAUACCGUAUGAGUAUCAGGAUCUGAGUGAGCAUAGCGUGGCCAAGCUGCGGCACGAUCCGGCCUCGGACGCGUGGAGCUGCACCUCGGCGCUGUGGGAAAUCUUUAGUCGCGGCCGGAAGAUGCACGUGCACAAGCCAGCCCAGUUUUUACCCUCGAGGAAGUGGCGGGAUACGAUGGUGCCGGAGCUGAAGGAAUCGAAACAAAUCUACGAGUGCUUGAACUACGGGUGGCACGCAGAUCCGGACAAGCGACUCGCACCGCAGACGAUCGUCGGUUUAUUGGUUCAUGCACGACAAAUGGAAGGCAGCUACUGUACCGUGGAGAAUGGGUACGUCAAUGGACACUCGAACGGGACGUUGCUCAAUGAGACGAACCUCAACAGCAGCAUUAUUUCAAUGGAAACCACGCACACAGCUUCUACACUGGUGAGGUCACGUACGGAAUACACAUCGUCGUCUUACGUGAGCAACUUGAGCGAAAGUGAACUGCACAGUAAUACGUCGAGUGGAGGCAGCAGUUCGCAUCCGCUGCUUUCCAACCACGCCAACUGCUUCAGCGGAGAUUCCUUCCGCGAGCGAACGUUCUACGACUGUCCAGACUACAUACAGCACGGUAACGCUCGGAUAGUCUUCCACAAUACGCUCGGCGAGGGCCACUACGGACGGGUGUACCGGGGCACGCUGGAGAAGAACAAUGACUCGUUUGAGGUGGCACUGAAAACGAUUCAGGACGAUAGGCCCGACCGAUCCGAUCUGAAGCGUGUACGGGAUGACUUCCGCCGGGAGGUAGACAUCAUGAAGGGCUUACGGCAUAAGAACAUUGUGCGCUUUAUUAUGUUUAUCGAGGAGCUCGAUAAGUUGGUCGUGGUGAUGGAGUACGUGCCGAAGGGAUCACUGCUGUCCUACCUUGGCUAUCAGCGGCCGACCCUCGAGGAGAAAGAUCUACUUCAGAUGGCACGGGACAUCGCAAAUGGCAUGCAAUACCUUUUCGAGAAGAAAAUAGUUCACCGCGACCUGGCGGCUCGUAACAUCCUGGUAGGCGAUGACUGUGUAAAGAUAUCGGACUUUGGGCUGGCGCAGGUCACCGAAGGUAGCAACUACUACGUGGCACGACAUACGCGCGAUCUUCCGAUCAAAUGGUACGCGCCGGAAACGCUCGAAACUCAAAAGUAUUCCUUCCAAUCGGACGUCUGGUCGUUCGGGGUAACCUUGUACGAGAUGUUCACGUUCGGUGAAACACCGUACUCGAAUGUGGACGUACAGAGCGGCGAGCAGUUGUAUCAACUGCUGCAGAGGGAGAAGAAGAUAUUACAACUCCCGGGUGACCUUUCGUACGUGUAUGAUAAAGUGAUGGCACCCUGCUUUAUGCGGAACCCACACGAACGAAUAAGUUUCAGCGAACUACUGGACCAGCUGGAUGAAAUGUUGAACGAGUAUGGUGAACUGAUGCAAUAGUGUAAAAAUACGAAAAACUAAAAUCCGGCUAAAAGCCUAGCUUUAAAAGCUGACUGAUGAAAGACGUUGGAUUGAUCGAAGGAAGGUAAUGAUCAAAGCUACCGGUUCACCAUGUGUUAAAAGGGUUGUGCGUGAACGUUAGUAAAACUUCAAGAAACAUGUUAAAUUGAGAUGGUCACACGAGAGCUGUCGUGUAAACUAAAUGAUCUUACUAGACUUUGCACUAAAUCUAUUAUGCACACUUACUGAAAAAAGCAAGGCCACACACCUUCGAGUUUUGUCAAUUUGGUGGACACAUUUUAAACAAACAAAAAAAACGAGACGAAAUACUACUAUGGAUAUAUGAGCCUGUACAAUUAAAAAAAAACAAUGGAAACUUAUACUUAAUGAAUGACGUUUUAGCCGUUCCUCCGUCUUACGCACUCUGUGUACAUGGAUAUUAUGUAAACGAAUCUUGAUGGAUGUGUUAUAUUUUUUAAAAGCAAGCAAAUACUCGUCCCCUUCCACGUUCAAGGGGAAACCAUCGGUUUCGUUAUGCUCUUUAGCGGUAUAAAUGAUAUAAACAACGAACAAAAACAAAUCGAAUAGGAAAAAAAUGGAACAAUUGUGUAUGGCGAACGUGUGUAUCGUAACACAUUAGAAAUUAACCUGUACCUUAACAAACAAAAACAAACUACAAUGGAAGACACUUGACGGACUCAAAGAAGUUGUAAAAUUAGAAAACUUACUUAAAAAUCCUACUGAUUGGAAUGAAAUGUAUGUGCCGUGAAUAUGUUUACAUAUAGAUGUGGCUUAUUAGUGAAAUUUGUCAAAAGAAACACUUACACGAACAAAACAAACUAUACCUAUAACUAGUGGAUAUUAGUUAAUCGAACGAUUUAAAAAGAAAUGUGCCGUCUAGCCCUUAACAACACCCGUUGGCCCGUUCGUUUCGGUCACCUCUUCCCGAAUUGGAUGCACUGAGAAGUCUACGAACAAAGAUUGGAUUAAAUUGAACAAACUUAUACACCGCCCACAAAUUAUAGUAACGUGCUGGGUAUUGUAUUAACUGAAUCAUUGAAAUAGUGUUUAAGAAAGCGCUACAAAGAUCGCUCACUUUCGGUAGUUAAAAGGAAACGACGACCAAGUGCGCAUGUUUGGCUUAGAAAGGAUGUUAUUUUCUUUCUUCUGCUCAGUUUUUCUAGAGACUGCACUGCACCUCCAUCUUGUCCUUGUUUCCCCUUAUGCGCCAAACGAUGAAUGUGAUCGAAAGGAACAAACCAGCGAGAAAUUUAACAUAAAACGACCACAUAACUGAUACUGGUUUGAACGAACAACAAAAAAGAGAAAGUCUGAAGCAGUAGUUCAAGCAUACACCAGUACGCAGUAUUUUUUUUAUUGGUUUUUUCAAACAAACCUUCGUCGGCUUGUGUCGUGACGAAUUUCGGGUUUCGGAGUUAUUGCAUCUCUGCAUGUUUGCUCCCAGUCACUUGAGUAGAGUAGUCGAACGAACAAGCAAAGAAAUGAUAUACUGAAAAAGGAACAAAAAAGAACACACACACACAUAUUAAAUGAACAUAGAUCAAUUUCUCAAAGUGCCACUUAAAAGAUGAAACCCGAAGACAUAAGGGAAAACGUAGAACGAAAUUUUAGAACAACGAUCACACACACAAAGAGAAAAAAAACAACAGAAACGUAAAAAAUAAACCCAGAAAUGUGAGAAAAUUUAAAAGACGUUCAAAAACCAUAAAUAGCCAGCAAAAAAUGUGAAAGCAGCUUUAGCUUCUUAACAGAGUCCACGAUGGUUUCAUGAACACAACACAACUAGUAAGGAAUAAAAAAAAAGAGAGACAAAAGCGAAAACAAAGUGUUAAACAGAGUCCGCCCAUGGUCGGAUGUAAUGGAAGAAACGAGA
Molecule: messenger RNA, 5497 nt
Organism: Anopheles coustani
Lineage: Eukaryota; Metazoa; Arthropoda; Insecta; Diptera; Culicidae
Gene: hop
Product: tyrosine-protein kinase hopscotch
Exons: 13
Coding region: 154-3603 (1149 amino acids)
Biological process (GO): hemopoiesis; cell differentiation; peptidyl-tyrosine phosphorylation
Cellular component (GO): cytoskeleton; cytosol
Molecular function (GO): non-membrane spanning protein tyrosine kinase activity; ATP binding; cytokine receptor binding
Source: RefSeq, a predicted model, not a curated record